Cyclopterus lumpus (lumpfish) is the source of this 834-nucleotide messenger RNA. RefSeq names its product circumsporozoite protein-like. The transcript is spliced from 4 exons. The record is from RefSeq and is a predicted model, not a curated record. The coding region runs from base 53 to 799 and encodes 248 amino acids. NCBI's taxonomy places the organism in Eukaryota, Metazoa, Chordata, Actinopteri, Perciformes, Cyclopteridae.
GGAGCGCUCAGAAGACUGAGGAGCAUAGCAGUGAAUCUCUAGUGUUAUCACAAUGGCUGUGCUUUGGGUGUUGUCUUUGAGGAUGUUGUGGAUUUCAUGCCUGUUGAUCAGCAGUGUAACUUGUCUCCCUGCACGGAAAGACUACGGCAGUCCUUACCCCGGUGGCUUUGGCAGUCCUUACCCCGGUGGCUUUGGCAGUCCUUAUUCUGGUGGCUUUGGCAGUCCUUACCCCGGUGGCUUUGGCAGUCCUGCAGCCGCUGGCGUCUCCGGAAGUCCUGCAGCCGCUGGUGGUUUCGGUAGUCCUGCAGCCGCUGGAGGCUCCGGCAGUCCUGCAGCCGCUGCCGUUUUCGGCAGUCCUGCAGCCACUGGAGGCUCCGGCAGUCCUGCGCCCGUGGGUCCGAUGCACUGGUCUUCUGCCUCAAGCUUCCCAAGAGAGUUCCACACUGCAUUGGGAGCCAAUGUCGACCUAGAACCCACUGGGAAUGAUGCUAGUGGAGUUAUUUCUGCGUCUGGUAACGCAGGUGGAGGCUCGGUUGGCACUGGAUUGUCUUCCUCCAACUCCGGGUCCACAGGUGGUGAAGAUGGCUUUGUUGAGGAUGAACGCCCUCAGCCUGUGUUCAGUAACAUGUCAAACAUGGAACCAGUCUACACAUUCAGAUCUCGCUCGGGCUACCGGAAUGGAAGACGCCAUUUCUCCAAAACCCGCUACACUCCUGGAGAGAUGGUGUUUCCUCCUAGGCCGGUUGUCGAGCGCAUCCCUAACAAACCCGUCAACGCUUCACCCAAAGGCGGCCAGUGAGCAUCUUGAAAGAUCUUCAGAUUUAGUCAACUGGA